CUGUUAGGCAAGCAAAAUAAUUGGGCGAAUUACACCAACAGUCCCUAUAGUUUGGGGCUCGUGUCACUUUAGUCCCUGACUUUUCAAUUGUAACACAUUUGACCCUGAAUUUUGAACAUUGUUUCAAAUAAAGACAAUAGAUAACUUCCGUUAGUUUUUGGAUGGAAAUUUCUCACGUGCAGCACUUGCCAAGGGCAAAGUCGUCGUUUUGUCCUAUUUCCCGCCCAAAUAAAUACCACCCUCUUCUCUGUAAUGAAUUAGGGGAAGUCUAGCUUGCUUAGAGCAAAAAAAAUGGGGCUUUCACCAUUAAACAGAAAGUUAUAGUAGAUUACGGUGGGAACUAUUUAAGAUAAUCACAAAAUUACAAGCAAACGUUGGUGUUGAAGAUGGGUACCCAAAGAGUUGCGAAUGACAUCAUCUCGCCGCAAUACGAAACAGAAGGAUCCUUUUUCACCAUAAAGUUUCACCAUGGUGGGGGUUUUGGACGUGGGGACCAUAGGGUCUACUUGGGAGGCCAAGUUUCUUACUUUGACUUUGUAAUGUGAACAAAAUUAGCAUGCUUGACAUGGGGGAUAUGGUUCAGAAAAUAGGGUAUAAUGGGUUUACAACCUACCAAUAUAAAGUACCUGGAGUGGAUCUGAACAAUGGGUUGAAGCAUAUAUGGAAUAAUAGUGAUCUACUAAACAUGGUCGAAUGGGUGAGGGGGACAACUAGAAUUAUAGAAGUAUAUCUGGUACAUUAUCCAGAACUUGAUGAUGAUACAUUCCUUGUGUUUGGUAAUUCAUGUUCUAAUUCAGUACAACUGAUUGAGGAGAUUAAUGAACCAGAGAUUGAUUUGCAACUUGGUUUUCACAAUAAUAGAGUAGAGGUUGAAGAGGGACAUUUUGCAAGGGUAGAAGAUGGAGAAGGACAUGUUCUCAGGGCAGGGGCAAGGGCCAGAGCAAGGGUUGAAGGACAUGCAACAGGGGUAGGAAUGGAAUGGCCUAGGCAAGUCUUUGAGAAGGAGAUGCAAGGAGGUGGAAAUGAAGAUGUGCUAGAAGGGGAUUUGGGUGAGGGUCAAAUGCAGAGAGAUGGUGGGUACAUACACUCUGAUAAUGAGACCACUGAUUUGGAAGAUUUUGAGGAUAGUGAAUAUGAUGAUGGUGAAGAAGAUGACCUUUUGUAUGAAGCUAACAUAGAUAAAAAUGUAGAGUGGGGUGGAUUUCAUGAGAGGGGCAAAGGUAAUAAUGUCGAUGAUUUUAAUGCUACAAUAGAUGGUUUGAAUUGGGAUGAAAAUGAUGUGGAAUCAGAUGAAUUGAUCUCACUUGAGGGGUCAUCUAAUGAAGAUGGUGGGCCCAAGAGGGACAAGUUUCCUGAAUUUAACAAACACACUAACAUGGUUGAUCCUCAAUUCCAAGUUGGCAUGGUUUUUCCAUCAUCUAAAGUUUUUAAACAAGCUGUCAAAGAACAUGCCAUAAAGACUGGAAAAGAUAUAAAGUUCUUGAAAAAUGAUAAAGAUAGGGUUAGGGCAGGUUGUAAACCUCCUUGUCAAUGGAUGAUAUAUGCAUCUAAGAUGCAUGGCCAAAUGAACUUGCAAGUGAAAACCUAUGUGCCUACACAUAAUUGUGGUAGAAUGUUCUACAACAAAAAUGUGAACUCCACUUGGUUGUCAAAAAAAUAUAUGGAAAGCAUUAAGUCCAACCCCACAUGGCCAAUUCAAUCUUUUAAACAGUCUGUUCAAAAAGAUCACAAUGUUGGUGUUUCAAGAAGUCAAUUGUAUAGGGCAAAGAGAAAGGCACAACAACUCAUAGAAGGAAAUUAUAAGGAGCAAUAUGCUAAACUAUGGGACUAAUGUGAAGAGAUUAGAAGAACAAAUCCUGAGACAACCAUUGUUAUUAAGGUGCCAGAUGAUGCAGAUGAUGUAGAUGAUGGAAUUGAUGAAGAUGAUGAAGAUAGUGAGGAAGAGUCCAGGUUUCAGAGGAUAUAUGUGUGUUUAGGGGCUUGCAAGCAAGGGUUUUUGGCUGGAUGCAGGCCAUUUAUUGGGGUAGAUGGCUGUCAUCUUAAAGGUCCGUACAAGGGACAAACGCUUACUGCUGUUGGAAUUGAUGGGAAUAACACCACCUUCCCUGUGGCAUAUGCUGUGGUUGAAGGAGAAACAAAGAGAUCAUGGAAAUGGUUUUUUGAACUAUUACAAGAAGAUCUUAGAAUAGUAAACCACCAAGGAUUUACUUUUAUGUCUGACAAACAAAAGGUAUGUUCAACAAUAUGUAUACCAUCUUAUGAACUUUCUUUUGUUAUGAAGUGUUUGCUCGAUUUUCAAUUGUGUUAGGUAUGCUUAUGCAAUUUCAGGGUUUGAUUCCAGCACUAGCAGAGGUCAUUCCAAAUGCCGAGCAUAGAUUCUGUGUAAGACACAUGUACAACAACUUUCAGGAUAAUCACAAGGGUGUUCUUCUUAAAGAUUUGCUAUGGAGUGCAGCCAAAGCUUCUUGUGUUCAACAGUUUGAAUUUCAUAUGCAAGAAGUUAAAGAGGUUGAUGAAGAUGCAUUUAAGUGGUUAGCUGAGAAACCAGCUAGCUUUUGGUCUAGAUCUCACUUCAUCACUCACAGUAAGUGUCACAUGUUGCUUAAUAACAAUUGUGAAAGUUUUAAUUCUAGAAUUUUGGAUGCAAGAUCUAAGACAAUAUUACCUAUGUUGGAGGACAUAAGGUGUAUUCUAAUGAGUAGAAUGCAAAGGAGGAGGGAAGUCAUGAGGGCAUAUCAAGGGCCUUUGUGCCCCAACAUACAAAAAAAACUUGAGAAAAAGAAGGUGGAGUCUAGUAGUUGCAUUGCUAUGUGGUCUGGGGCUUCUACAUACCAAAUAAAUUGUUUCAAUGGACAACAAUUUGUGGUUGAUCUAGAAGCUCAUACUUGCUCUUGUAGGAAGUGGGAUUUAAGUGGUAUUCCUUGUCCUCAUAGUAUUUCAGCCAUUUACUUCAAGCAUGAAAAUCCCGAAGACUAUGUAACACAUUGGUACAGAAGGGAGACCUAUAUGGCUACUUAUGAGCCCAUUGUAUACCCUAUUAAUGGUCCUGAAAUGUGGCCAAAAAUAGGCCUACCUCCACUUUUGCCUCCAAAAGUUAAGAAGCAGCCUGGAAGACCUAAGAAAUUAAGAAGGGGAAAAAAUGAACCCCAAAAUCCACAAAAGUUGAAGAGAAAGCACACCACAACCACUUGUAGCACCUGUGGGAAGCUUGGACACAACAGAAGGAGCUGCAAAGGACAACCUAUGGUUGGCAAAAGUAGGAUGGAAACAAUGCAUUAAGUUCAAACUUUAUUUUCUCUUCCAUUUUUGUUUUGUUUUGUUUUUUAAAUAUAAGUUUUGAUAGUAAUAAAGAAUUUGCAGGCUAGUAUGAACACUGACAGCAACACUGCUGAUGCAAACAAAUCAAGGCCAAUAGUGUUGAAGCGAAGUUCUCAACCCAUGGAAUCCCAACCAAGAUCAACUUUUGCUGCUGGGAAGAGGAAAAAAACUUUUGCUUCUGGUAAGAGGAAAAGAACUGUUGGUGGAUAGGGUGAUUGGAAACAUCAAUGAUCACUAAUAUCUUUUUGAAUGCUUUUGGGUUGUAAGGGAUGUUUACAGUUGUUUUUGGAUUUUAACGUAUGUGUUUGGAGGAUGACUCUGUAAUGGUAGUUAUUUUUGUUGAUAUUUUGGGAUGACUAUUAUGUAAUGAAUGCUUAUUAGGUUGUGUAAUAGAUAUAUUUAAUAU
This is a messenger RNA of Camellia sinensis, 3724 nucleotides long. The record is from RefSeq and is a predicted model, not a curated record. NCBI's taxonomy places the organism in Eukaryota, Viridiplantae, Streptophyta, Magnoliopsida, Ericales, Theaceae.